Messenger RNA from Laccaria bicolor S238N-H82, 203 nucleotides. RefSeq lists its product as uncharacterized. Lineage: Eukaryota; Fungi; Basidiomycota; Agaricomycetes; Agaricales; Hydnangiaceae. The transcript has a single exon. The record is from RefSeq and is a predicted model, not a curated record. The coding region runs from base 1 to 165 and encodes 54 amino acids.
AUGGCAGCAAUAAGGGAAGAUGAAGAGAAGUCAGUUUGGGGUGCGAUUACUAGAGGUGCAAAGGGGAGCACGAGGUUGAAAAGGAGGAAGAUUAGAGGUGAAAGGAAACAUGGUCAUGGGGCAAGAAAGAUGUGGUGGAGAUGGGUAAAAAAAAGUUGUGUUUGAGUGCCAAAACCUCACCCAAAAUUCAGGGUGGUACUGAG